Molecule: messenger RNA, 1351 nt
Organism: Schizophyllum commune H4-8
Lineage: Eukaryota; Fungi; Basidiomycota; Agaricomycetes; Agaricales; Schizophyllaceae
Exons: 3
Coding region: 235-1110 (291 amino acids)
Source: RefSeq, a predicted model, not a curated record
UUUGGUGCUCAGGGUUUUGGAAGAAAGAUUUGAAAUAUGGGUGUAACAUAAGACGCUAAGUAGAGGUUCGCUUGCUGUCUCCGGGUCUGUUGAGUCAAGGGGGGAUUCUGAACCGUGACUUCUUAUGUGACGAAAGGCACGUGGCAGCGGCUCCGUGUCUCACAUGACCCCUUUGAACUUUGCUGUGACUCUGAGUCGUGACCGUCACAGAAUGCAUGUUGACUUCCUAUCGCCAUGACCGACCCCGCCAUGUACGCGCUCCCCGCAUUUGAGCUUCCUCUCUCAAAAGUACCUCCCGGUUUUGAAUGGGAUGACCGCAGCCUCUCUACUACCUUCACAGAGGAAACAGUCGAGGCAUGCGUGAAUGCUCGUGAUACAUUUAGGGGCAGUGCUCGCUGUGUGGUAUGCGGCGAAUGUAUACCUUUAGUAUGUCGUAUCAUAGCUGAGACAAAGUAUUCCAACGCAUGGGAUAAUCUCAGAAAGCUGGGAUGGCUGCCAGAAUGGGCCAAUGAGAAUGCCGAGCACGAACCGCGCAACGCCUUCAUCUUGUGCCCCAAUCAUAAAGUGUUUUUUGAGAGCUAUACGUGCUUCAUCCGCUAUGUGCCGUCUGAACGCAAGUUCAUCUUCGUCAACUACAACGAUCAUGAAUCCAGCCGGAAACAUCAUGGCAAGGCAGUCGCGCUCGACAUCAGCGACGAGCACGCCCCCUUUCCGGCGCUGUUCCUUCUUCACGAGCAGCGCGUGCGCGGAUUUCAGCCGUUCUGCGACCCUUCGCCUCUGCUACCCAAAGAGGUUGCGUGGCAGGAUUGGCUUUCAACGUGGGAUAUUCUGCGACCAGCUACGGAAGACUCGCUUUUCUACCGCGAGGGACCACCUCCUCGUCGUUAUCACCAGCAACAUGUCGCCCCCGUCUACACUGGCAAUUCGAACACCCAGCCUAAAUCAGGAAAAUCGCUAGCCCUCAAUAACGACGUGAUUGCAGAGAUCCUUGCGGCGUCGCGCGAAACGCCCACUUGGAAGGCGGCUGUUGUGGAGAAUACGAGCUGGGAUGGGACGGCGGAGGAGAAUGUCAGGAGGUAUCAGGAUAUCAUGGACGGCAGAACCGAAUAGUAGGCUAUGGUGCCGGUACCGGACAGUCGUUGAUGUCACUCGACAAUGAUGCAUAGUGCAGAUCAUCGCUACAUAGUACAUACAGUCUAUAAUUCUAUUGUUCUUCUCCCAGAAAUACUCAGCACCUUCGGAUCGUGCUGCCUCGCCCAUGCCUCUGAAUGAGACUCAAUUAUUCCCUCCCUCAUACAGGGAGCCCGAAUAUCUGCUUGACGUAUUUGACCGUCUCUUUGUCGCCGGUGUU